Molecule: messenger RNA, 1264 nt
Organism: Solanum dulcamara
Lineage: Eukaryota; Viridiplantae; Streptophyta; Magnoliopsida; Solanales; Solanaceae
Exons: 8
Coding region: 499-1080 (193 amino acids)
Biological process (GO): intra-Golgi vesicle-mediated transport
Cellular component (GO): Golgi membrane
Source: RefSeq, a predicted model, not a curated record
ACUCCUCAAAACUAAAUAGUUCUCCAUUUGGUAUUACUUGGCCAAAAUUGCACAUUUUGAAGAGAUAAAUAUAGGUAAAAUAAAUAAUACUAUGGCGGGGAUUUUGCAAGAGCAACCUAUAUUAAAAAAUUAAAAUUAAAAAUCGUUCAACUUUCUAUGUUUAGCAUCGCAUCGGAUUGUUACCUAGCAAGCUUAGAUGAACAAUGGAUGUUCAGGAAGGAGGAUCAGAGAGAGAGAGAAGGCGAAAACUUCGGCUUCUUCUACUCCCCCUCGCUGCUGUCGCUAGCUACUGGAGAGGAAAUUAAAUGUCCGAAUGAGAAGAUAGGGGCGUUGACCUCAGAACUUUAGAGAACAAAAGAAGAUAAUGCCAAACUUCAUGGAAAGAUCCGUAAUGUUCAAGAUAUUAAUUCUGAGAGAGUGAUUUCAAGAGGAUCAAAGAAGUAUGCAGAAGACCUAGAAAGUGGUUUCAACUCAGAUGUGAGUGUCCAAAUACAGAAGAUGUAUGAGGAGUUAAAUCCAUUUGCAGCUUUCUCGAAGAAGGAAAGGGACCAAAGAUACAAGGAACUAGGUUUGAGAGACAAGAUUAUUCUCAGUAGUGGAUGUUUUCUUUUUGUAUGCAGAAGACCUAGAAAGUGGUUUCAGCUCAGAUGUGGAGUCCAAAUACAGAAGAUGUAUGAGGAGAUACACCCAUUUGCAGCUUUCUCAAAGAAGGAAAGGGACCAAAGAUACAAGGAACUAGGUUUGAGAGACAAGAUUACUCUCAGUAGUGGACGUUUUCUCCUUGGUGACAAAUAUGCCCGUUCAUUUGCAUUCUUUUGCACGACUGGGUUGCACAUUUUAGUGUUCAUCUGCCUACAUGUAAUGUCAGCUUGGAGUAACCUCAGGAUCCAUAAGUUGUUGUUUAUUAUAUUGAGCUCAUUUUUUGCAACCAUGGAUCAGAAGAAUCUUUUGUUGGAUACAAGACUAUCAAUCUUCCUCAUGCCCAAUAAGUCUCCUUUAAUAUAUCAAAGUUUUGAUUCUUUCAACUCCUUGCAAUCACACGGAAACAGAUUGGAGCUCUGUAUAAUGUGUAUAGGUUGAAGAAGGUUACAUUAAUUGUAUAAUUCAGUUUCGUUGUACAUAAAAAUCAAUAUCCUGGGCCUGCAGGUGUCUUCCUGUUUUCCUGUUUCGUUUCUUUCCUCGUGGUACUCUUGUGCAUGUCCAGUUACAGCACGACAAAGAAUGUAAGGACCAUGCGAAUGAGGUAAAGGAUACCAGUUAGAUA